AUGUCAAAGAAACCAAAAUUUAGAAAUGUUGAUCGUCCUGAACUUCACAUUGUAAAAUAUCUCAAUCAUUCUGAUUAUAGUUUACGGAUGUUGACAUGUGAUCACCCUAUCCCUCCGGAUCGGUACAAUGAGAGGGUGGAGGAGCAUUUACGAUCUACUGGUUUUUACCAUGUGGCCCAGAUUGGAGUAGUCCAAUGUCAGAAAGCACUGGUAAAUGCUCUAGUGGAAAGGUGGCACCCGGACACACAUACCUUUCACCUUCCGGUUGGUGAAUGUGCCGUGACACUGGAAGACGUGGCUAUGAUCCUGGGUCUUCUGACGGACGGUCUUCCAGUCACAGGGAUGACUUUAAGUAGUUUUGAAGCCUUAGAGGCGGAGUGUCUACACCAAUUUGGGGUUGCAUCGAGAAAGUCGGACUGCAGAGGAAGCUGCAUAAAACUGACGUGGCUACGGGAUUUAAAAGAACGGUUACAGUUGACUGAUGAAAAUAGUAUACAGGUGUAUGUUAAGUGCCACAUUAUGUUGUUGGUCGGUACGAUAUUGUUUGGAGACAAGUCUGGGGCAUCUGUCCACUGGAAGUUUCUGCCUCUGCUCCGUGAUUUUGCUAGCAUCGGACAGUACAGUUGA
Molecule: messenger RNA, 627 nt
Organism: Arachis ipaensis
Lineage: Eukaryota; Viridiplantae; Streptophyta; Magnoliopsida; Fabales; Fabaceae
Source: RefSeq, a predicted model, not a curated record